AUGGCGCUGGCGGAGCCGGAGCGGUGUCCGUCUGUCCGUCGUGUGCCCAUGGCGCUGGCGGAGCCGGAGCGGUGUCCGUCUGUCCAUCUGCCCAUGGCGCUGGCGGAGCCGGAGCGGUCAGUGGCCGGAGGGGCAGUGUCCAUCCGUGUCCGUCCGUCCGUCCGUGUGCCCAUGGCGCUGGCGGAGCCGGAGCGGUCAGUGGCCGGAGUGGCCGGAGGGGCAGUGUCCAUCCGUGUCCGUCUCUCCGUGUGCCCAUGGCGCUGGCGGAGCCGGAGCGGUCAGUGGCCGGAGUGGCCGGAGUGGCCGGAGGGCGGCCGGCCGCUGUUCUGCCGCCGGGGGGCGCUGCGGCACAAGGUGGUGCACGAGGUGAAGAGUCACCGCUUCACGGCGAGGUUCUUCAAGCAGCCCACCUUCUGCAGCCACUGCACCGACUUCAUCUGGGGCAUCGGCAAACAGGGCCUGCAGUGCAUGGUUUGCAGUUUCGUGGUUCACAAACGCUGCCACGAAUUCGUCACCUUCGAAUGCCCCGGGGCCGGGAAGGGACCCCAGACUGACGACCCGCGGAACAAGCACAAGUUCAAGGUGCACAGCUACAGCAGCCCCACCUUCUGCGACCACUGCGGCUCGCUGCUCUACGGCCUCGUGCACCAGGGCAUGAAGUGCUCCUGCUGUGAGAUGAACGUGCACAAGCGCUGUGUGCAGAGCGUUCCCAGCCUGUGCGGGGUCGAUCACACCGAGAGGAGGGGGCGCCUCCAGAUUCGCAUCCAGGCGCUGCCCGGGGAGCAGCUCCACGUCACAG
Molecule: messenger RNA, 799 nt
Organism: Passer domesticus (house sparrow)
Lineage: Eukaryota; Metazoa; Chordata; Aves; Passeriformes; Passeridae
Product: protein kinase C gamma type-like
Source: RefSeq, a predicted model, not a curated record